GCGGGGCGAGCGAGCCAUGUCAGAGUUCCAGAUUUCGGUGGAAGAGCUCAACGACCUGCUGGCCAACGGCAGUGGCUGUUACAGCCUCCCCAGCGCGCACAGCAACGAAGUGGCGCCCCGCAUCCACGUGGGCAACGCGCUUGUAACAGGCACUCCUGGGUAGCAGUGAAUGUAUCUGGAAGAUAACCGUGUGCCCUAUCCAGCUGUGGUCAUGCCUUGUGGAAUGAAUACUAUCUAUAUUCUGUUGCUGUAUAUCUACAUCUACAUAUUCUCUGCUUAUUUUAGAACUAGGUUCAUAGCCAAAAAUGUCAUGCGCUUACAACGCCUGGGUAUCACUCAUGUCCUCAAUGCUGCAGAAGGCAAGUCUUUUAUGCAUGUGAACACAAAUGCUGAAUUUUAUGAAGGAACUGGUAUCAUCUACCAUGGCAUCAAGGCCAAUGACACCCAGGAGUUCAACCUCAGCCGUUAUUUUGAAGAAGCUGCUGAAUUUAUUGAUGCGGCAUUAGCACAGAAAGAUGGUAGAGUGUUUGUCCACUGCCGUGAAGGCUACAGCCGCUCUCCCACCCUCGUCAUCGCUUACCUCAUGCUUCGGCAGAACAUGGACGUCAGAAGUGCUGUCAGUGCCGUCCGGCAGAAACGGGAGAUUGGCCCCAAUGAUGGCUUCUUGAAGCAGCUGUGCCAGCUCAAUGAGAAGCUGGUGAUGGAGAGCAAGCUGAAGAAAGCAUAGGCACCACUUAGCCUGUGGCCUCUCUGCACUUCUCGCCAAACACUGUUAAUUGCUUUGGGUUGAGAGCUGCCAGGCUGCACAAGCGAGGCAGGAGAAAGAUUGGGUGGGGUGGUUUCAAGUAAUACCAGAAAACUACUGCAGGAUUGUGGCACCCUCAGUGUGGAUCCCCACCUUGUCCAGCCAGGCACCAGCUCACAUAUCUUUAUUUUGGAAUUUGUUGAGUAUAGUUUUGUUUGUGUGAGAAGAGAGAGGAAGAAAGUUGAAGGGCUUGGUUUCAAAGCACUUUGUGUCAUGAUUAUAACUGUCUUAAGUUUCACAGGAUAUGAUUUUGCUGUUGUCCUCAUUUGCUUAGCCAGCCAUUCCUGCCUCCACCCCCCCUUGUAGAGUGAAUGGAGAGUUUUUUUCUUCACAUGUUUAGAAGUAAGGGCUGUCCUUUACAUGGAAGGCAGCCCGGGCCAAAGGUGUGGGAUUAGAUUCGAGUCCAUAUGAUUUAUUUGCAGGGCAAAGUAGAGUUCUUUUGAUUUUCCCAAAAAGUUUAUAUAAAUAGCCCACACUCUAAAACUAUAGACCUCAGGUGCCAGGGCAGUGUUAGAUUAAUUUCUCCAGCUGCUGAAUCUUGGAGAGUCUUAAAGCAGGUAGCUCUAUUUUGCUGAGCCAGAUUUUGCCAUUUAGUUCCAAUCUAUUUCACAAUUUUAAGAAUGGUAACAUUUAAAAAUGAAACAAAUUAUUGAGGUCAUCUAGUUUGCACAUAAAUGUGCAGGUGCACAUGCAUACAUUCAGAUGCAGUGGCAUGAAUGUGCAGUAGUGGCUCUUUUUGAUAGCUGGCCUUCCAGGCUACUUAAUACCUUCAGUAAAGGAAAUCCCACUUUCUUCUGAGAGAAGUUAAUUCACUAUCCAACAGUUCUUAGCCACUAGAAAGGUUUGUCCUGAUGUUUUGCUGCAAUCUUCCUUGGCCUUGAUACCUCUUGCUUUAAUUCCUGCCUUUAAGAGCAGAGUUGGUCAAGCUUGGGAACUUUAAUAUGUGUAGACUUCAAUUCCCAGAAUUCCCCAUUUGUCCACACAUAUUAAAGUUGCCAAAGUUGAGAAAUGUUGUUCUAGAGCAAGAGCUCCUUUCUCCGUGUCAUAUCUUUCAACUAUUUGAAGAGAGUUAUAUGGUUUCCUCUUAGGGCUGAGGCUGGGUACUUCCAUUCUUUGGAACAAGGAUGCUAUCUAGAGUAGGUCAUAAGCAAUAAAUUGACUAGCCGGGAUCAGUGUCAAGAGUGUCUGCAAAGAGGCACCCUGGCUGUCAAAUGUAUGUGUGGGAGUGUUUGUAUACACAUGCAUGCACACCACCACCACAUAGGUCUUUCGCUUAUGCUAGUUAAAGUAGGCCCCUUGGGUCAUCACAAGAUAGGAAAGUAAAUGUUUAGUAAAAAGAAGCACAAUUUCUUGUCAUCAAAUUAUCCUUCUGUUUAACUGUGCUUGAUAUGUGGAUAUAAAAUAGAUGUUAUACAGUACUGAGACAUGCACGCAUACAUAGCCAAAUGUAGAAGUAAUGAAAAAGCCAUCCAAGAACAAACUUAAUGUAGUAAUAUUUUCUAUAUAGUGUUGAUAUAGGUGGGUUUACAGCUUCUGUGUUAGAAGCAAAUUCUCCCCCUCCUUUUUUUUGUUUUGUUUGUCCUGUCCUUUUGCCUUCUUGUUUGCCUACAAAGUUACCAAGACAUACCUCUGUUUCAAUACAGUCGGUAUGAUUUUGGCUGUGUUAGGCUGCACUGGCAAUAGAAAUAGCUUGUUUCCUGCUGAGUUUCAGUAAGGGAUAUUAGCAAUCUGCUUCUUCUUCACCAGAGGUCUUUGACAAUAGUAAUAAUGGUUGUUGAAGUGCUGGAUUUGGUAAGUGGAACAAAUUAACCUAAAUAAGCUGAUCAGGUAAUUUAAUUUAUUCUGGCAACACAGAUAUUCAUAGCCUUAUGCAAGAGCUGUGUUGUAUGGAAUUCUGUGUAGUUACAUUUGAGAUCUCUCUCACUAGCCUCCCCACCAUCUUAUUUUCUACAAGAGAGCACUAAACUGAAUUUUUUCAGAAUAAUUUUUUCUGACUAUGCUUUCCAGAAUGUUUUUUUAUUACUCUUAAAAGAUUAUUCUCUAGAGAUUAUGAAAUUGUAUUCCAGAAACAGAUUGGAAUUAGUUGCUGAACAUUUUUAUUUUAUUUAAUAUUUUUAUUCCACUAAAUAGAAUUAAGACCAGGGGGAGGGGAUGUUUUGCUUUUUUUGAAAUGUGAGAGAAAUAUGUUAAUUCUGCUUCUUCUACUUCUCACUUCCAGUCCUUUUGCAAUGGCUUCUGGCCAAGUGAUGAUGUUACGGGAACCCAAUUCAGAUCCCCAUUCAUCCUGGAAGUUCAGUCUCUAGAUGAUGAUAGGCUGCUUCCCAUCUCUCAGCAAAACCAACUUCCUUCUAUUAUUGUGAACAUUAAAAGGGGCAGGAAAACUAACAUUGAUUGAUCUUCCUUGAAGAACAGGUGUUGCAAUUGAAUAAGAAAAAAGUUUGCCUGCCCUUUUUUCCCCAUGCAUUUUCCCCACAAUCAUGUGUCGGUAUCCACACGUCUUAUAGCCAUAUUGGUGCAGUUGCUGAUGAAAGCACAGAUUUAGAGCACUGUCUUAGGUUCACAGAGAAAUAUUCUAAAAAUGACAAACUCAAUCUAGACAGCUUAAAAAAAUCUAUAUAAAUUUUAAUUGAGCUGUAAAACUGUUGGGUUUAUUGGAAAUCAGAGUUCUGGCACAAAUUUCCCGGCACUCUGAGCUCUGGCACAAGAACUGAACCACUGCCAACCCCUUACCUACUUUCACUGCCUUGUUUCUUGCCAUCCUUUCUUGUCUUUGAGGAUGACAAGUCUGCCUCUUCCAGCCCAGAAUUACAGCCUUAAAUUAGUAGUGGAGCAUACACUUUGCAUGCCAAACAUCUCUGAUCCACUUCAACCCUGGUAUCUCCUGUUAAAAAGAGGCAAUAGUCUGAUCAGGAAGAGCCACAGCCUGUUUAGGUGGAUAGUAUAGGGCUGGCUGGAUUAGCAGCUUCAGUUGGGCAUGGGGUGGCUUCAUUGUUCUUAAGAAGGAAAUAAUAGCUUCACUGUUGCUUCAAAAAGUUGCUGACAAAUUUCUAUUUUUUUCAAUAAUUUUAUUAAAGAUGAUAUGCUGAUAAAACUAAUACAAGUACAUAGUACAGAAAUACAUUAAAAAAAUAAAAAUUUACAAAGAGUAAAAAAAUAUUGAAAAAGAAAUCUCCCCUUUCAUCUCCAGCAGAUAUAAUCAACAUUAACAAGUUUAUCUCUUAAAAUACACCUAAGCACCAUCUCAUUCCAUUCUCUAUAAACCCUUCUCUUAAACCUCAUUUCUCCAUAUUAAUCAACAAAAAUCCAGUAAGAGUUAUCCGAAAUUACAAGUAUUACAAACUACAAGAGGCUGCAAAAACAUCACUCCUUGCCAUUUACUCAAAAGUCUUCAGCUGUCUAGAAUAUAUCUGGGUAAUCUCAAGAUGUCUUCUUGAUUGGGGGAGAAUUUUCAGCAAUUCAGACUCUGCAUCCAGCUGCCUUUUGUUUCCUGCUGUCUAUAGAACAUCAGUUUGCCAUUCUUCACCAAAAGCAGGGGGAAAAAAAUGCUUACAAAUUUCUUGACUAAAAACAAUGAAAUUUGCAAUCCUCUGUAUCUGCAACUCUUAUUAAUCCUCUUUUCCCAGAGGAUGAUGGAAGCCACAACUCUGUGGAGGCUACAAAAUUGGAGGUGGUUGUAUUGCAGUAUUCCAAUUAAUAACCUGUAAUUAAAAUUAAAAUAAUUAUGUGCAAGGAUGUGAGUUCAAACCUUCCCUCUCCCCAAAGAAACACGACAGGAAUAAAUUUAUUAAGGGAGCCCAUGGCUUAGAGGUUCUGUAUGUGAGGUUUUGGUGGCAGAAGAUAUGGUGUGCUCCUUGUUCUUGAGACCCUGCAUUGCUAUGAUUACAAAUUGAUUGUUAUAUUAAGAAAAGGGGUCAAACAGCCAGGAGAUGCUCAAUAAUGAAAGGAAAUGGAAUAACUUCUCUGAAGCAUCUUUAUUUUUUUUUUUAAUGUGUUGUGAUAUUUAUCAUUUGUUAAGAGGGGAGAUAAUCCACAAAUGUUCAAUAAAACUGACUGUGGCAUUCAA
This is a messenger RNA of Crotalus tigris (Tiger rattlesnake), 4868 nucleotides long. It is a transcript of the gene DUSP3, whose product is annotated as dual specificity phosphatase 3. Gene Ontology annotation, biological process: negative regulation of MAPK cascade; protein dephosphorylation. NCBI's taxonomy places the organism in Eukaryota, Metazoa, Chordata, Lepidosauria, Squamata, Viperidae. The transcript is spliced from 4 exons. Gene Ontology annotation, cellular component: cytoplasm. Gene Ontology annotation, molecular function: protein tyrosine/serine/threonine phosphatase activity; MAP kinase phosphatase activity. Bases 170 to 727 code for a protein of 185 amino acids. The record is from RefSeq and is a predicted model, not a curated record.